This is a messenger RNA of Lactuca virosa, 954 nucleotides long. The record is from the annotation of a GenBank genome assembly. NCBI's taxonomy places the organism in Eukaryota, Viridiplantae, Streptophyta, Magnoliopsida, Asterales, Asteraceae.
AUGCUCGAGCAUCUAAGAUACAAUCUAAACCUUGUACCGAUUAAAAUUGAGGGGAAUGUAAAGAGAAGCCUUAGAGAUAACCUACGUCAUCAACAACAGUUGGCAUCAAAUUCAUCUCUCAAAUUUCAAAUCGGCGACGACUCUUCCUUUCAGUGGCCUCCCACCUAUAAAAUCAUGAACACCGCCGUCGCUUAUGGGUUUCAUAACUCGACGCCUUUUUCUCCGGCUGCGACUCGACGACCGUGCUUCAAAUCUGGCGGCUUCCGGUGUUCGAUGAAUUGCUCAAAUGAAAAUCAACAGAUGAAAAGUGGUGAGACAGUUGAUGGGUGUGCAAUGUUUUGGCGUUCAUCAAGGUUGUGGACGUUGAAGAUAUUGAUUCUUAUUAUUAAAAUCAAUGUCCAAUUUUUUUAUAGCAUCCUACUUACUCCAAAAAAUGCAAGUUCCUCCAAACAAUCGCCACAAGGCCAACACACAUGAAGUAUGUAAUCUCAAAGGGUUGUUAGAAAAAUUAAAGACAAAUCUGGAUAAGGGAUUUCAUGAUGAUAAGUCAGACAUAUAGGAGAGGAAAACUGUUUUUGGGUCAAAAACAUAACCACGAAAUAAGGAUAGCUGCUUUUGGAGGUUUGUGAUCAUUUUGAUGGUAGCUGUAGCUGCUUCUUUCACAUUGCUUAUAAAGGCAGAGGUUCUUCACAAGGUAUUCAAAUUCAAAGAAUAUUAGAAUAUGAACAUGGUCAACAACAUUCUUAUCUUCUUAUACUGAGUCAACUUACAGCAAAAUACCUAAAGCUGAAACUACAGAUGAAUUCACCCCAUCAAAUAAUUGUUUUGUCCAACAAUCACAUCCCAGUAUAUGAAAUCGUGCCUGAAUCGCAAGUUAUGAAUCACAUAUGUCGUUGUUUCUUUCAUAUAUUUUUAUGAAGAAUAAACAUGGUCUUGGUGAAUCACCUCAGCCUU